Messenger RNA from Porites evermanni, 19262 nucleotides. NCBI's taxonomy places the organism in Eukaryota, Metazoa, Cnidaria, Anthozoa, Scleractinia, Poritidae. The record is from the annotation of a GenBank genome assembly.
AAGUGGGCACAGAAAGAGCGAAAACAGAACCAGCGAAAUAUUGAUGAGAGCUGGUUUGACUAAACCUGUGGUGUAGUUAAAGACGUUCGGUAGUCGACAUGAUGGAAAGGCAUGGGUAAUGCUGGAAGCUCGGACAAAACAAUGUUUCAAGGUACGGUUUUGUCGCAUACACAUAUCGAAAUUAUUCGUCGUUUAAAAUUUUUCACAUUAAGGGUAAAAUUUUUAUUGAGGCCUCGAGUUGCUUGUAGUUAUGUCAUAGUUACCACUGUGAAGUUCAGUUCCCGUCUCUUCUUGCAUCAGUAAAGAGCAUUUAAAGUUAAAAUCUCCGAAGUAUAGCACUUUUCAUAGCUAGAAAAGGGAUUAAUUGUUAUCGACUCGAUUCGAUCUAGCUAGCUUUCUCAUGAAAUAUUUGGUGACAGUUAAUUAUCGAGUAUUAAAAAUUACCAGAAAUAGUACGUUAGAUGAACUUUUUUCCUUAGCAAACCAAUUUUUGUCAAUCGUAGUUAGCAGUCUUGAGCCAGGUUUUCCAGUAUAUCAUCCAUGAAGAUCUUACAGAAAACGAUUCUGAUUUGGUGAAGGAUGCUUCGAAUUUAUUUUGCAAAUGCAAGCGUGUUAUCUGACAAUGAUUUCACCCGCGCAAACAAUAUUUAGAAGUUCAAACUAUGACACUUCACUUUCUUGCAAAUACAAAUCUUGUUGUAAGCUGGGUGAAUUCAUAUUAUAGGGAUUAUAAGUAAUUAAUUAGAGUCAUUUAAAAUUAGUCUAUAGUUUUCAAUGAAUUCUUAAAUUGUGCACUAUCAUAUUCGCUCUAAAAAAUAAUAUAAGACUGUUUGUUUGAUCGUUUUCCCUAAAACGCAUAAUAAUCUUUUUGUAAAAUUCUAAGCGAAUAUAUAAUAUUCGCAAACCGUUUUAACCCACCUAACUCUUAUUUAUUUUAGUUAGAUGAAGGCGUUUGUUUUGGCAAUUGGAUCGAAACAUCUCUAUUUUUUCGUUAAAACAAUAAAUGCUUCUGCCUUUAAAACAAGGUGGAAUUACCACCUGUUUUUUCUUUACUGUAAAUGUUGUAAUUUCAGUAUAUCUGUAUGUAGAGGCAAAAACAAAAACACAUCACUUUGUAUUUUGCCUAUUACAAAAAACUGUCACCAGUUUGAUUGCCGGCAACAAUCUACCAUGCGACCGUUUUGUCUUGUUAUGCGGCUGCGUGUGGGACUGGUGAUGAAGGUCAUUGAUAACAGCCUCGCUUCCAACGGCGUUACGUAGAAGAGCGCGAUCAAAUGGUCGACUCUGAUAGUCUAGGUGCAGUGAAAGCGAUAUUCACACGAUAUUCGCUACUGAUUCGCGGGUUUUGAAGGUGACGAACGACUGGGAUGGGUAGAGAAAAAGACUAUUGGGGCGGACACUUUUUGAUUGACAUAACCAAAGCAAAUUUCUAAUGGGGCUCGUUUGUCUUGACGCCAAAUACCUUUUCCACUAAAGCUUUCAAAUCAGGUUCCAAGCGCCCUAGAGAAACUGCGGCCCACUGUGAUUCUCUUUUUACUAUGAAAGCCAAGGAAGAAGUGCAGAUUUCACUGAUUUCUGCCCAUUGACUUCUGACUUCUGACCCUUGAUUACAAACUUGAGACUUCCAGCUUUGAAAUAAUAACUUCAGACUUGACACUCAGUUUUCAGACUUCCGACUCAUGACUAAUAACGUUAGACUGCAGGCUUUAGUUUCAUAUUUCAGAAUUGAGACUUCGGACUCUGUCUGAUGUCCGAAGUCUGAGUAGUAACACAGGGACUGAACUUAAGGAAAUCGUAACAGCGCGACUCCGUUCGAAACGAACACGAUCUCUAUAAUAGGAAAGUUAACCCUUUCUUCAUUUUUGUCUUCGAAAAACAACAACAACAACCACAAACAUUUUUCUGAGCAGGUUUGGUGUACAACCUCGGAGACCCAGGGUCAGAGUUUGAAAACUUUUAUCGGGAAGUUUUUCACGAUUUUGCUGGCUGCCCCUGCCCAGUGUAUGUUGCGUCAAGAAGCCGUCAGAUAAAUUGUUUGCUAGUAAAGCUCUCAAGGAUUCCUUAUAACUAAAAAAAGUUUAGGUUUUGCUUGCGCAAAUUCCUCUGAGAGCUGGAAAAUUAAUUCUAAUGAACCUUAAACUUUGUCCACGAAUUCUCACCACAAUAAUUAUCAUAUUUGUUUUAUUUCUCUGUAGUAGCAAAGCAUUCAACUUUAUCACCGCACUGCGGAGAGGAUAGGCACAUGUUACCAGGAAGAAGCCCUUCACCGAGCAGGAGAAAUCAGGAAUCUCACCAGCAUCAUUCCAAGUUCGCGCAAAUAAAAGAGGUCGUCAACGGUAAGGGAACAGCCUUUAAAAUUAGAAAAAAAAAAAUGACUUUGACAUUCCUCGGCUCCUCCUGCAAAUCGCAAUUAUCCGUGACGAUGAGUAAUUUUAAUGUUAACGAUCUUAUAUCACCCCGCCUAUACACGUCUAAACCCCGGCCUAACAAGUGAAAAACAAUUUUCGUGGUUUAAAAGUCCUUACUCUCUUGAUUAAUACUGAAAAUUAUACACUAUACCACGGUAGCGUUUAAAAAGGAGUUAAACUGGUUUUUGGAGUGAAAAUUAAACUGGGCGCCAUUUUGACCGGAAGUAAAUAACACCUAACCAAAAGUACACAAAAUUAAGCUUUUGUUCAAGCCAAAAUGACGAUGAAAUUGUUUAUUAUAUAAACUAAUCGUGGCUAUUAAUAUGUGAUAUGGUGCCAUCGCAAGUUUUUCCUGUUCAACCGGUUUUUAGAGUUAUUACUAAAAUGGCCGCCAUUUUGACCGGAAGUAAAUAUCACCUAACCGAAAGUACACAAAAUUUAGCAUGUUGACGUCAAAAUGACGACAAAAUUGUUUGUUCUAUGUUUUUUCGGUUAUUUAUGUCGUAUAAAAAAAGUCAACCGUGUUACAAAUUAGCGGUUUAAAUGAGAGAACCUGAGGUAAAAGCGGGAUAAAUAGGGGAUAUUACAUGGCCGCACGGGGAUACGAAUUUUAUCUUCGAGUGAGAGAUACUUUCAGCACGAGAAGAUAAAAUUCGUAUCCCCAAGCGGCCAUGUAAGUUUCGGUUUAUUUUAUAGAUACUGAUAAAAUUCCAACAUAAAACACAAGUUUUUUUAAUAUUCAUUUUCGAAACAGUAAAAUAGUGCAAUUAAAGUGGUCACCUAUGGCAAAAUGCCUGUCACAAAAAUGUUAUGAAACUCGGAUAUAAAGUUGUAAAGGAGAAACAAAGACAAUAAUACGUAUAUUUUCUGUUCCAAAAAGUCAAAAUUUUAAUGAAGAAGAGAAAAAAUACGUUGGUAACCAUGGCGACACCAAUAUCCGCACACGUGAAAGAUAAAAAUAGUAUCUUCACUGCGCGCGAUGAAGAUAUGAUUCUUUAGUAAAAGGAAAAAUACUGGUAUUUCAUCAGUAUCUAUAUAAUAAAAUGGAAAUGCAGCUCAUUCAAAGCAAUUCAUUUCAGUAGUGAAUUUAAAAAAGGUGUGAAACAAUAAUUCACAUUUUUAAGCAUAGGAAAGGCCAAACAUAUGAACAGAUUUAACUACCAAAAAACAGAUUAUUUCUUUUUACUUGUUUUAACCCUUUAAGUCCCAAUAGUGACCAACAUCAAUCUUCUCCUGACUCACAAUAUCCAUACAAGGUCAAGAGAUUAGGUUUUUAGAAUUAAUAAAAUUGUCACCUAAGAGAAAAUCCUUUAAUCUUUAUCAAAUUCUCUAAACUUAUCCUUUUAAGGAAAUGUAUAGAGACCAGUUUGAAGAAUUUGUAAGGGUUAAAAGAGUUGAUCCACUAUUAACUAGAAUGCAGAAUGCUUUGCGGCUUUCAAAGUAAUUUGAGGUAUACUAGCUCCAUCAUUUUGUGUUAUGGAGGAGUAUAAAUAACACUCUGUGCAUGUACAUAUUGGAUUGAGAUUGCUUUCACGAUAACGCCUGCUCAUUUCAAAGUUUACCAUUUUCAAAAAGCUUCCGGGAAAUCCGUUUGGAAGGUAAAUGGGUCCCCUACUCAGCCUACUCUUUACAAAAAGCAGAAACAGUGUCUGGGUUCUUUAACUUCCCACAGCAUUUUAUAUGAACAAGGACCGUGAGAUGGGGCCUACAGCUUUUUUUUUAUUCCAAGAAGACUAGAAAGUCUAACCGUUUGCAGAUGACAUUAAAAAGGCAGCACUUCUUGUCAGUUAUUUAAAGAUCCUGAGUGACAGUUGGUCCGGCCGGGGUUUGGAACCGCGGCUUCCCGCUCAGUAGACCGGUGUUUAUCCACCUGGAGCUAACCGGGCGGCGGCUUAAUUCAGCUGUAUUUCACUAUCAAGUGAAUCUGUGCCUCUCUUGACAUAAGUGAGAGUCUUCAAUGUAACCACCCCCAGAAUGUCAUUUAAUUAUCAUGCACUGAGCAGCACUGAUUAUCAUGCUAAAGUCCACGUGCAAGAAAAUAAGGAAAAAGCGUUUUCCGAAUGUGCAUCACUUACGUUAAUCCCCUGAGCAUGUAAAACGUAUUCUCUUGGACAUAGUGUGUGGCAAAUAUGUGGCGCCGAGAACAGCUUGAAAAUAAGAUCUGGGCGGGUAAACGUCUAUCAGGAGCUAUACUAAGAAAGUUAAAGAAACUGGAAAAAGCUAGUUCUUUUGUAAAGAUCGAAACAAGCAGGUGCUUUUUGGAUUCCUUGCACAUUGAGCAACGCAUGUCGUCUAGGGCUAGAUGUCCAGUCUUUUCAGAUGCUAUAUCACAAAGCAGAUUCCCUUCUUUUAAGUCUCCAUGUUGUUUGUGUCCAAGACAUUUUCCAUGAAGCUCCUCUACCAUGAAGCCAAGUUAGCUUCCCUAUCAUAUAUCUUGGUGCUAAUGUACAUAUACGCUACCUUCCAGCCUACGAGAUUGCUAACGCAUUUACUAAAAAGGCUGCCUUGCACUUCCUCCGUUCCAUGCAUUCACAAGAUGUGACAAGAAAAGAUUAUUUUCUCUAAUCGGAGUUGUUUUCCCUUACACGUUCUUCUAUACGAUAGAAAAAGUAGUUCUUUACAGUCAACUGACGAAGCCAAAAGUAGUUUCUUUGACCCGGCCUGCAUUACUCAAACAUUUCAAGGGCACGGCGAACCAUGCUGGCCACAUAUGGAGUCAGCAGGCACUGGUAUCAAGCAUCUCGGUUCCUAGUGUGCAAGAUUGGGGCUGGAUGUCUCUAAGAGGAGAGUGGCGACUCUCUUGCACACCACUGUCAGAAAUUACAAAGUUGAGGGUGGAACUAGUCAAGUACGCUAGUAAGAAGGGCUAGGCCCAGAAGAGUGACAAUCGUGGAAGGCAAUCCCAAACUCUUUUUUCGAUUACAAGCACUCGUCUGCAUGAAGUAUCAAGUCAUUAGGUCACCGAGAUAUCACCAGUUCUUCUUCGAUAUUCUUUAUCAUGGCCAAAGUAGGCUCAAGUUUAGUGAUGGAUUAUACAUGAUGAGGAUAGUAAAUUGAGUGUAUACAUUAGAUUUAAAGAAAAUAUUAAAGUAAAGAAAACUAGCAUUUAAGCUCAUUCCUUAAAAGUUCCGACUCUAGUAGUUUUACUUCCGGUCUAGCUGGCGGCCUGCACUUAUAUCAUCGUUAUUCUAUUUUUUAGACGAUUUGCGUUGAAAUAAUAUCUCUUCGUAUGAAAAAACAGCUGCCUUAGGCAUUUUCUGACAUUUUCUUAUCCAAGUUGCUAAAAUUCAGACGUUUUAAAGGAAAUGUUAAUUUCACUUCCGGUUUAAAAUGGCCGCCAUAUUAAAACUCUUAUUUUUUGCACUUAACGGCCUUUUUGGCGAUGGCACCAUAUCCUAUCUUUUUUAGGGCCUUGAAAACUAUCAUCAUGCCAAAUUUCAUGCUUUUAACAGAAAGUGAACAAUUGAAGCACAUAUCUGCUCUACUAUUAGGAGAUACUGACUAGAGUUUACAGAUGGUGUGCUGGCAUGGGCAGUAAACAAUCAUGUGAGAAACGAUGAACUGAAAUACACAUUUUGUUAAUUAUUGGGUCAAUCAACAGUGUGGGAUAAGGGACUACUAGGGUGUCCUAUACAAUCAAGGGUUCUUUGUAAUUUGGGUCCUUAGAGGCCAGUUUACAUAGUCGUACGAAAAUAAUUUGAAGCUGUUAGCGCGCGUCAUAAUGUGCGAAACUCAGCGCAUACGCAAUAAGGGUGUUACCAUUUAAAUUUAUGUUUAGAUGAUUCUGCUGCUAAAAAUCAUCCAGCCAACUAUUUUCAAGAUUGUAAGAGAACGCCUAAAUAGCGUCAGGACACCCAAGUAACCAAAGGGCACAAAAAGAUCAGUGUGCUGCUCUCUUGGGGGCUCGCAGCAAAGGUGAUGAUGAUGAUGAUGAUGAUGAUGAUAGAGAACACAACACAAACCUUUAUCUCGCCCCAUGUAAGGGAAUCCAGGACAGUCUUGGAUUCUGGAUUCCAUGCUGUGGAUUCCGGAUUCCGGGUCAGGAUUCCGGAUUCCAGCACAGUGGAUUCCGGAUUCCAAAAAGAGCUGGAUUCCAUUUUUUUUCCGGUUUUAAUGCUUUUCUUCGCACUUCGUUUUCGUGUUCGAAUCUUGCUAUAUUGAAAGACGUUGUUAGAAGGCAUAACAAGUUUGUUUUCUUUUUCGGUUUACAAAAUUGCGGGAAGAAAUGUAUUACAGUUCCGUAAGGGUUUAUGGUAUACGGAGGGGGACAUUGGGGGGCCGUCUACACCGCAACACCGCAGAAAAAAAUAACAAACACCACAUCGCCGCAAAAAAACGUAGCGAAACACCGACAUCGCAAUUUAAAGUUUUGUCCUACGAUUAAUCUAAUCCAAAUCUCCUUGUAAAUGGGGAUGGAGGAUCUCUCAGCUGGUUAGUGAUUAGUAGAGAGUGAGACUGACCUCAGGACUCUAUUCUUCACUUAGUCUACUUUUGUGAACGCUAUUUUCAGCCAUGCUGAUAGAAAAAUGCAUGCAACGCCCAGAUUUCGCCUGUUAUCCUUUUGUUUUAAAGUCUUUUUGUAUUAAAAGACCAUACAGAUCAUCCUUCACUCCGGAUAUGAAAAAGCAGUGAAAUAUUUAUUAUUUAAUCAAUUUUAACCGACGUUCCUAGGAGGGUGGAACUUGUUUUGGGUCGUUGUGGAUCUUUUGUCUAUUAGUUUUGAUCGUUGUUGAUCAUUUAUGUCGUUUUGGCUCUUUUUGCCUAGUUUCUCGUUUUAUUAGUAACUGGCCAAAUAAACAUACGCUGUGGCGUGUGCAAUUCAUUCUUUGCAAAGUCUUUGGUUCUGUUCACUAAGGAAUAGUUUUCCGUCUCAAUAAAACUUGAAAAACUAUUUUUAUCUUUUAAGACUUUUUAAAACUCUCUCCCCGUGUCAAUGAAGACUUUUGAAGAGGGUAAAAAAAUUCUCGCGUAGAAGCUGACGCGUACUGCUUUGAGGUCUUAGCGAGCACAAUGAUAAUGAAAUUCAAACUAACUGUCACGUUGAAUUUGAUGUUAAAAAGAACAAAAACAACAAAAAAUUAGUUGGUUCAUACUUAAGAUGUGCGUAUAACCACGUUUUGUUAGAAAAAACUUCACGGCUCUAUCAAAUUCGUUAUUUAACACGUCGAAAAUUGAGGAUUUAUUUCAAGCAUGCGCUCUUUCAUCGCCCGUCACAUUCCUGACAGGCAGUAAUCGGAUUUGACCAGAUCUUCGGCUUCGUCAGUAAGAGAUCUGGGUCUCUGAGAUGGUCUGGGGUCUCUAGGAUCCAUUUCAAACAGAAAAAAAGUAACGGGCUAAACUGAUCUCAGAUCAGUCUAAUUUCCAAAAGCGACCUCAAUGUGAACGAGGCCUAUUCAGGGGCACAACUGGAGAAAGAAAACAUGAAAAAUCCGUCUGUUCCUCGACCGAGCCUGAGAUGAUUGAGAGAUCAAGAGAGACUUGAGCGUUUCUGACGCGUUGGCUCGUUUUUAGCGUUUUACGACCAUAUAGCGCUCAUUUAUACGAUAUUUUCUCCACGGACGACGUAAACUUCAUAUCACAUUCAAUUAUGAUUGCGAAAAAAUCAAUCUUUCGUUCAUGUUUGUGACUUGCUUACCGCCACUUUACAAUCCACAGAUCGACACAAACGAAAAAUCAUACAGCUUUGCCUUUGGCACGUUUAGAUCUAUCAGUCACCUAAAAAUUGGUAUAAAAUUUCACAACACAGAAUUACACGUACCUUUUUCUCUCAGCCUUUUAUUUUGCUUGUGCUUUCCCAUAACCUUUUUUUUUAAUGACGUAGAAAAGAAAAAUCCAACAGACAACAAACUUCAAACUCGUCUCAUCGAUGAGGUGGCGAGAUUUCACGCGUCCUUGCACGUGAUUACUUUAGUGACAGCUGAUUGGUACGGUUCUGACAGUACCUAGCUUAUUUCUGAAAUAUAGAUUAUCGAAACCAUGAAACUGUUCUCACCGAAACUGCUAGGACCAAAUUAGGGACUAGGAGACUGUGAAUUUUUUUCUCUUUUGGUAAAAUGUUGAAAGUUGACGUUUAUUUUCAAUUGUGAACCAGCAGGACCAGGAACGUUCAAGAAAAGUUUCACCCCAUGUGCACCUUUUCCGGUCCUAUGCCAGGUCAACUCGUUUUUGAUUUUUAAGUUCAUCGAAGAGAGUGAACAACAAAGAAUCAAACAGAGGUUGAAGCUAUUCAGAACAAUCCAAUUUAUACCUUAAAAAGGCUGCGCUGUAUUCCCUCGAAAACCCCCGAAUUUUGUGAUCCUGCCAGCCGCUCAUAAGCAAGGGUUCCCUCGCUGACCGUGAGCUUGACCUUUCAUAUGGAGCUCGUUAAGUAUGGUUUUGACACCAGAUAUGCCGAUAUUACACUGUAUGUCAUCACGUUGAGGCAUAUACCCUGGGGAGGCUUUCCAUAGAUAGUUUUUCUUUCGAGCGAGUAGCUCAAUCCAAUCUGGAGUGAAUCUUUAGUAAGUUGGAUUCUGGAUUCCAAUCUUUAGAAGGAUUCCGGAUUCCUAAUGCUGGAUUCCGGAUUCCAAAGCCCAGGAUUCCGGAUUCCACGAGCCAAAAAUUCCUGGAUUCCGGAAUCCGGAUUCCCUUACAUGGGGCGAUUUAUCGCAUAGUGUUUAGAAUAAGCUUUACUAGUAAUAAAAUACUAAACUAUGAAUCAGCAGGAAUCAGUGAGAAAAAAUGAACAAGCCUGAUAGAAAAUGAGAAGAUCAAGUAUGAUUCUUUUUAUAAUCUAUAUAAAAAAAACCCCCAAGAAAUCUAUAGAAUAUGUCCUUGAAUGACUUACUAAGGCUGCCUCUAAUUAAAUGAAAGUAGCCUGCGAAGCAGGUUGUAGCCUGUUCCAGGCUCCGAGAUGGUGGUGGAAAGUCGUUCAGUAAUAAGAAAUGAGAAAAACGCGCAAGGGCUGGGGAGAGACAGGGCGGCGGAGCCUGUACGCAUUUUUUUAACGGCCUGUUCCGGUAUAUCAGCUCCUGAUAUACCCUCUGAUUGGUCAAUUGUGACAGUUAACAUCAUCACCUAGUAGCGUGGUCAUUAGUUUGUCAUCACCAAGAUGGCUAACGCGAAUCGCGCGUGUGAUCUUCAUGAAUCGGCGUUGUCUUGUGCUUUAGACGAGUGUCUGCGACUUGGCUCGCGGUAAAGAUGUUUUCGGUAUUAUGCCCACCGGUUUCGGCGAAAGUUUAAUCUUUCAGCUAUUCCCACGCUUGGCUAAAGCUGCUCUAAUCCUAGAAAACUCUGCGAUAAUAGUCGUUUCGCCGCUGAUAUCUAUAAUGCGAGACCAAGUGGAACAACUGAAAAAGCUUGGAUGUCCGGCCGCAACUAUUUGGCAUCGGUGAAGAGGGAAAGGAGGACGCGAAGAAAGCGAGAGAAGGAAAGUGCGAAAUUGUUUUCGGUAAUCCGGAGUCCUGGUUGAUCACAAAGUGGCAAUAACAAAACAGUCCAAAGACUGUUAAGCUUUAUAUUCCGCUAUUACCAAGGGAGAAACUACGCGCUCCAGUCAAAAGACUCACACUAUUUUCAGAGAAACACUAUCAAGCUGGAGUUUACUAAGUCACAAUGCAAUUCUCCUUAGUUGAUGUAGCUUAAGUUUAAGCUGCACUUCAUUCUUAUAAUUCUGGAUCUGUAAAUCACUAUCCGUGAUAAUUUAACAUUCUGCAAAGAAAACUAACGAGCUGGGCCCAGCGUGAUACAACAUUGCAGAAAAAUAUUACAUUAAUUCACGGACUAAAGAAAAUCACUUAGUUAGUCAGAUCCAGAAGGCACUUUGGAGAAAAUUAAAACCCUUAUUCAGCCGCAAUUAAAAACUUUACGCUUCUAAUUAGAGGUCAAAGAAAAUGCUCUCUCAUCAGAGGGCAAAUCCUGCCGACCAGAAACCAACGCCGUAGUAAAUCGAUUUUUGUGCCAUGACCUCUCAUUGUGAAACAAGCGGCUAAAGUCACAUUUGCUCAGUGACAAUGUAGAACCUUCCAGAGCAUAACCUCAAUACCCAUCAGAGGAAAAAACUUACCGCCCCCUUUUAUUGCUAUAAACUAGGGCCAAAAAAACGGAUGCUCUCACAGGAUAACGAAUUCGAAGACAUAAAUUUCCACACAUCGCACAAGGAAUUCGCGUCGCGUGCAAUGCUCACGCGAGAAACUUGAGAAUGAUUGUAGCUAACUGAAGUGUUAACAGUUUUGACAGCCGAAUCCGGACGUGACAAAAAUGGGCGGAAGAGGGUCGUUAAAGAAAUGCUAACAGGCUCUCUCUCCCAUUUUUCCCGCCGCCACCGCCCCCUUUCCCAAGUCGUGCUAGUCUUAUUUUCGCUUUGCUCGUUUUAAUACGUUCCCACUGUACUAUCUGAGAGCCUGGCACAGGCUAAGCAGGUUGCGACAAGUCAUCCAGCGGUCUCUACAAAACAAAGCAGUGUCAUGCGCAAUGUGUUACCCUCUUAAAAUAAUUUCAUUAUUUUAGCAGAAAAGGUUUCUUUGAUGUGUUUUGGUUCCUAUUUUGCCUUGAAAGCAAGUGCCGAUGUCUUGAGAAAUGGGUCAAGAUUUAGGAAAAACAAGCAGGCUUCUAAGUAAGAGAUGUUUAUUAAAACCUGGAGAUUUUUUUGUUGACAUAACUGAGUUGCCUUCCUUGUCUAUUAUGUCCUUUUAGGCAUUCGACGCAAAGGUGGUAAGAGAGGACUCGAAUCAAAAAGCGAUCAUACAUCUUCUUCUCAUGGUAAGUUGGGUUUCCUUUUUCUUCUCGAAAGUAGUCGAUUGAGGAGAGAGAGAGAGAGAGAGAUUGUCAUACGUUCCGGCGAAAGGAUUGGCGUAUCUCCAAACAAUAAUUUACAUCUACUUUAGCCUGCUUUAGCUAAUUUCUAACUUUCAACAUGAUAAGCUUAUGCCUCCGAAUUUUUAAGCUUAGUAGAAAAGAACCAAUUUUGUAGGCUAUUUUUUUUUUUGGCGCAAUUUCUACCUGUGAGAGCGCACGAUUGCAUUUAGGUUUUUUUAGAGCCUUGAGUAACACAAAAAGUGAUGCCAAGUUUGCUCUGUAAACAUGUCUCUAUGUGUUAAUUUGAUUCGUCAUGCCAGAUGCCCUAUCUAUUUGUACGUAUGAAGACCAAUUGCGAAAUUAUCAAACAAAAGAUCAACACUAUUUAUAUAUGAAUUGUUAAACCCAUAUUUCCCUGCAAGCAGAGUUUCGCAAGGAUACUAUGUUAGCACCAAAGAUCCUUUAUCAAAAUUUACUCUAGUGUUGGUAUUUGCUUGUAAGGGUUAAUUUUUGGAGCGAAUGUUUUCAUCCUUAUUUAAAGCUCUUUAGCAGUUUUCAAGAGUUUAAAAUGUCAUGUUUCUGAGGAACAUCAGACUGAUAUACAGUAUGAAAAAAUGACUGUAUAUAUAUUUUUAGUUCUCUUGGGAAUACAUGAAAACUGGUGUGCAUGUAUUCAUAAUUUAUAGCUUCAAUACCUGCUUAAAUAAGAUGUAUAAAUUAAAUCACGCAAAAUGUGUCCCCUAUAAACAAGUCAUUUUGUUUCCAGAAAAUAUACAGAUCUAUCAUGGAAGUAGUAUUAGUCUUUGUCAUUCAGGUGUUAUUGUACAGCAAAAGACUUGUGUGCUUGCUCACUGGCAACAACAGUCGGCAUAUCAGAUUGUAAUGCCAUGCUCACAUAUCAGUUUUGUGGCUAAAAUACUCUACAAUCUCAUGAUUUUGAACCUGAGUGGUGUAAAUUGAGUCUACAAGUCACUAUUGCUACAAUUUCAUUUAAUCUCGUUUUAGAGAAAAAAAGAAAAGAACACAACAUGUGCAUUUUGUAAUAAUUCUAUACCUUAACAUCAAUUCUUGCAAAACCUCUGAAAAUCUUGGUGGUGGAUUAUUUCUUUUGUUCUAACUACAUAUUAAUUAAUAUAUUUUUUUCCUUUAAUAGCCAGAGAAAUGUAUGUACAUGUUUUCUGGGAAAAUGUAAAGAGCCAUAUGCAAUUUCCACUUUAGAAUACGUUAUCAUGUUUGAUUUUUUUAGAGUGAUGAACCUCACCUUUGUAAAUUAACUUUCAUGAAAGAACAUUAGAAUUAGAAGGCAGAUUGCCUUAUAAAAUUACAGACAAAAGCAAAUCUAAGGGGAAAAAAAAGUAACGUACUUCAUUUACCACUAUGUAACUUUUAAUUUAGUUACUAAAUUUACUUCUAUUCUAAUUUAGAAACCAUUUUUCCUGUGGGAAAUCAAACUAAUCAUUUACUGUUUUAUUUUUCAAAUGCAAAGACCAAUGGUGGAUCAUUUAUUUGCAGUAUAUGUGUACAGCCGUCACAUUUCCCCUGGGAAAUUGUUAUUGUGUUUAAGUUCAAAAGCUCAAUAGCAAAUGUGAUGGUUAUGCAUAUACUUGUGUAUGUGUCAAAUGAAUCCAACCAAAAUAUUCAUUCAAAAACAUUUUGAUUUUAUUUAUUUUUAUUUUAUUAUUUCAUUUAUGUAAAUGUAAAGUUGUAUAAAUUUUUUAUUAGCUAUACCUGCUGGUCGGCACUGAUUUUCACUUUUGCUGUAACAUGUAUUUCUUUUUAUAAGCUGUUGUUUUUGUACAGUGUACAUGUUCCUAUGAUGUUUGGCCAACACGCAUUUUAGUUGCUGUUUUUGCAAAAAAAUGAUUCCCUAGCCUAAAAUGUACUUCACUCUUUGUCAACAGUGGAGUUCUAUUUCUAACUGACAGUGGUUUCAAUAAAAUUUGAAUUGGGAAUGAACUGUUGCUUAAUACUUAACACAACUGUCCAAUAUUUAAAGUCUUACAAAGAAUUACAGUGUAUGUGGCACUUUUUUAACCUUUCUGUCACCCGAGAAAUUUGUUAGUUUUGUGAUUCUGUUUUGUUUCGAUUCCUUUGUUUUUUUUCUUUGAGAUACAAAGUACAGUGUGUAACAUGUACGUGUAAACUUUCUUGAUACAUGUAAUUAAAGAGAGGCUCAGGAUUAUAACAUUUCAUAAUCAAUGUUACUCAAAUUCUAUCCCAUGCAUGCUCUUGGGACAACUCUUCACUAAUACAUGUACACUGUGUCCAUAUCCAUUUUUUGGGGUCUGUGUUGUAGUAAAGAUAAAACAAACUUUUCAUUUUGUGUAAAUACAUUUUGCUUCUUCUUAGAAAGUGUCACAUUCACGGGAGGGACAUAAUUUCUGGUACAUUUAGUAGGCUACUCUACCUCCGUGCAUGUAUCCACCUAUGUGUGAAACAAUACAUAUCUUUUUAGGGGGAGGGGGGCGGAAGAAAUGUUUUGAUGGUUAAAAUCAAAGCACCAAAAGAAGUUUUUUGCCCAUUAGCAUUACAGUUGUGUAUCAUAGUCACCACAAUGUAUGUGUUCACCCAUGUUUUUCAUUUACAUGUACAAUGUAUCAGAACAGCUGCCUAUACAUUCACCUGCCAGCACUAGGAAGGGAGGUAGUUGAAAAAUAAAAAUUUUCCCAGUGUUUCUUUGAUAGCAAGAUUGAUCACCUAUUUUAUGUGAAAGAUUAUUAUAAAAUGUAUGCUGACAGAGAGAAGUAUUUAGUGACUUAAUUCCUUUUUGUGUGUUUGUAAUAAUUUUUUGGACUCUAUUUUCUCUGUUUUAGUAGAUGGAUUAGAGAAAGUUGAACGGGAUACAUAGCAUUGUCAUUAUUUCAACUCUCCUUCCAGGCUGAACCACAACAACCAAAUGAAGUUUUUAAACAAUGCAUUAAUUAUUGGCUGCACAAUAAAUUAUUAAAGCUCUUCAACAACAAUGUAUUUUUAGACCACAGCAAUGAGGAAUCAAGUCUCCAUUUCGGAGUCAGAGUUGAGGGUAUUGAUGAGCUGAUGUCAAAUACAAAAUUCUCAAGAGAGGAGUUGCAAAGAAUGUAUAGAGGGUUUAAAAAUGUAAGUACACAGGCAUAUGUAUUAAUUUUUUCUUUCCUCAAAAUUAUGCCUCAAUAGCAUAUGCUUCUCAGUCUCCGACGAAGUAAAAUGAAAUCUCUGAAUAUUGAAAUAGCUUAAAAAGUUCAGUUAUCUCUAAAAACAGUCAAAGCCAAAUAAGUACCACAGCUACCAUGUAUCACUGUAUAGCAACAUGGCAUUUUAUAGAUGUGGUCCCUGUGGUUACAAUAAUAUAUUGUAUGAUUAAUGUAGUAAUAAAAAUAAAAAUAAUAGUUAAAACCCUGAGCUUUAUGAUGUUAACCUAAUCAGCCAGGUAAACAUAGUUAAAAAGUGUGAUAUUGUAAAAAUGGAACAGCUACAUGUAUGUUUAAAUAUCAAAAUAGAAUGAAUUAUUGGAAGUUCGAGACUGUACACUGUACUGUUUUCUUUUGUGAUUUCCCAGUGUAAAAAACUAUUUUCCUGUUUAACUCCUUGAUAAUAUCACAAAUGCUAGACAAUAGCAAAGAAUUAAAUUAUUUAAAUUUAUUUUAAAAAGGUUAAUUAUUUUACAUGCAUAUAUGCACAUAAAAAUUUUUGAGAGGAAGAAGAAUCAAAUAAUAAAGAAAUAAUUAAUUAAUUAUUAUGUGCUAAUGUUCUGAAGAGUUUUGAAAUAAAAGGUCUGUAUUAAUAUCAUGCUUUAUUGUGACAGGAAUGCCCUAAUGGAACAGUUGAUAAAGACACUUUUAAGAAAAUUUAUGCCCAGUUUUUUCCUUAUGGAGGUAUGUCUAAACUGAAGGUAAAAAUGUCAUGAAAAAAAGAAAUGAACUGGCAUUAAAAUGAUAUUUACCCUUAAGCUAUCUAUAAAUCAGCAUGAUGCUCAAUAAAAUAUUUACAUAAAUUAAUAUAAAAAUAGAAAAUCAUGCACUGAAAAAGGAUCUACAUGAAUGUGUACAUACUUUAAAAUCAAUGAAUUAGUGCCAAUUUAUUAAAAUUAAAACAGAGGAAAAUAAUGUAGGAUUACUUGAAAAUUGUACUUUUUGUAUCCUUUUUAAAUUGUUUCUCAGGUAUAAACUUUUGAACUCUUUUGAAAAGCAUUUGAGUUGAGUUGUUUUGGAGUGUUUUGAACAGCAAACACUAGCAUUGUAUAGCUGGUCUGGAGUUGCAAAUAAGCAGGCACCCUGAGUGACAUUUUCCCCAUAGUGAUGGGACAGCUCAUAUAACUGUGACUGCUAAGCAAUACAACAAGACUAGUGUGUUUGAUAAUAUUCACAUCGUGCUGUCUUCCUUCCAGAUUCAAGCCUUUAUGCAAAUCAUGUAUUUAAUGUCUUUGACCAAGACAGAGAUGGAAAAGUUUCAUUUGAGGUACAUGUCAGAAUAAUAUUGCAUAAAAUAUUGGAAUUUGUUUGACCUUUGACAACUGUCAAUUUUUUACCAGUUGUAGAGGCCAUUUGUGAAUGCAACUGAUUUUAAUCUAAAAUGUGGUGAUUUAGACAGUUGUAGUUGCUGGUAAGCAUGUCACAAAUAAUUAUACUCUGUAUCAUUUGCAAAGCUGUUCUCCAAAAAAGUAUCCUUGUGGAAUGCACAACAGAUCUCCUAAGAAUCUCUUUUGGUAGGACCCCUACAUACUUACAAAUAUGUAUAAAGGUCUCAUUUAAGCAUGGUAUGGUGCAUAGAUACAGCUGUUAUGGUGGUAAUCAGGUGUUUAGUGGUAAUUGUAUCUAAUUAAUUAACCCCAGGAUUUUGUGACUGGCCUGUCAGUGUCUCUUUACGGCUCUAGAGAAGAAAAAAUGAAAUGGGCAUUCAAGCUGUAUGAUCUGAAUGGUGACGGCUGGAUAACAAGAGAGGUACUGUACGUUUACUUCUAAAUUUGGUACAAUUUGAGUGACUAAUAAGUAGGAGGGAGAAGAAAAGAAAUUAUGUGGCAUAUUUGUUAUUUUUGUUGGUUAUCUAUAGCCUGUGUAGCAAGCGUUUCCUCGCGAGGUUUGUCUAGAAAACUGGAACAAGAAAAAAGAAAAAUGAAUGUUUUUUUGCUUCCGCUCUAACUUUCGCGCAAUAACUCGAUUGGAAACGCUUGCUACGCAGGCUCUGUUAUCUAGUGCAUCUAGUGCAUCAUUACCACAUGCCUUGGCCCAUUUAAAAUUACCAGCCCAAUUACUCUGUGAAUUGUACUCAACUUUACACUGUACCUGAGCUCUUGCAUGUGGGGAGUGUUACCCUUAGCUUAUGAUUACAUUAUUGGUUGAGGUCCCUUCACCUUUAAUAUUGGAUACUUCAAAGGAGCUGUGUCACAAAAUUUAUCAAUAUCCCAUCUGUGGGAGAUGCAGGUUGCAAAGAAAAUCAUUUUUACAGCUUUCCAUUCGGGCAAGUUGAAGCUAGCAUUUACUAGCCCAGACGUCAUUCAACUAGCUCCAAAAACAUUUUGACUAGCAGAAUUGAUUUCACAGUUCUUCUGUUAUUCAAAUUCCUCAAAAAACAUCACUUGCCUGUUGGGCAAGUUAAAAACAGAAUUCACUUGCCCGAUAGCAAAAUCCCCUAGCCCCGCGCUAUCAGACAGUACUUUCUUUGCACAUUGGGGAGAUGUCACCAAAUUCAGCAAAACAAAUUGGUUGGUUAUUGGGCUAAUUGAAUAUUUUGAUUACAUUGUUUUCAGGAGCUGGCUACAGUAGUUCAUUCAGUUCACUGUAUGAUGGGACUUGAUUCCAUGCCAUCAGCUGGUAGUGAAGAGAUGAGUAUUGAGGAACAAGUUGAGAGGCUAUUUGUGGUAAGGAAUAGUUAUGUGAUAACAAAAACGACGGCUUUAUAAAUUAUAGAGGAGCAGCAGCAGUAACAGCAGGGAAAAAUUCUGACAGAGUCCACUGGUUUAACUGUUGUAUUGCACUUGUGUAAAUUAGAAAUUACAAAAAUCUAUAUUAAUUGACAGACUUUUACAAUAAUAGUUAUACAUUUGAUUAUUUUUAUAGAAAAUGUGCAAUAUAAAUAUUAGAUAUUAUUAUACUAUUAGCAGAGCUAAGAAGGUUAAAGGAGUUAAAGUACAAACUACAAUGCUUGACAAAAUGGAAGAAAAAAAGAGAAAGAAAAAGGGAAACGUUAUCUUGUCAAUCUUUCUGCAUUUAGUCUAUUUGACUGGAGCUUACACUGUAUAAUAUGCGAAAGGUAUCAAUUCUAGGAGGUUUACAGUAAGUUUGUUUACUAACGUAUUAACCAAUUUUUAGCUAAUGGACAAGAAUCAAGAUGGCGUUAUUUCAGAAGAGGAGUUCUUGGACGGAUGUGAGAGGGUAAGAAAUAAUGUAAAUAGCUUAGUAAAUGCAUGCAUAUGUAACAGACUUUGGAAGUGAGGAAUAACAAUGUGGAGGAAAAAGGGGUAUUUUCAAAAGCGUUUUAACAAUGUAAAAGUUUGCUAUUUGAUGUUUAAUUACACUAGUAUAUACUACUACAUCUGAAAUAACAUGUGUUCAAUUAAGUGUCUAAAACCUAAACCAACUGAGUAAUUAAGGGAAGAGAUAAUAAUGAGAGACAUUUUAUCAAGAAACAAUUUUUCCUUGGGUUUCUCUAGGCUGGAUGAGAAUCUGUAUCAUAAUUCCUGAUUAAGUUACAGCACAGGCAGCCCAGACAUGCUGAAUACUGUGUAUGUCAUUUACAAUAAUUAUAAAGAUCAACAAAAGAGGACCGGAGUCGACUAAAUUCCACUGAAUUUUUAAAAAUACCCCUUUUUCCUUCAAAAUUAAAGUGAUAAUUCUUAAUAACUGUUGUUUUAGAAUUUAUGUAUAUCAUUGUUUAAUUUUCCAGUGAAUUUUGCUCUGUUCCUCUUUCAAUUUGAUGCUCUUAUGAGCCUUGUAUUAACAUACUAAACAGAGCCUAAAAUCAAAGUAUUACAAAAUGAAGCUUACAUACCUCUUUAGCUGAAUGUCUCCUUGUCAGUCUUGGCCGGUUUAAAUGGCAUUUUGUUGAGUUUUGCACUUGGAGGUAGCAUCCACUGUGUAAGAAUUAUAAACCUUCGAAAAUAAUUUUGACUUUCAGUCAUUUUGAAAUCAAUCCUACUUAAGUAAGAAAUAAACAUAAGAACGUAGAUUAACAGGCCGAUUUAAGUCGGUUUUUGUUUUCAGAGAUCGUAACAAAAUACAACUUCUCUUUCAGGAUGAAUCUAUUAAACAAAGUCUGGCAAUGUUUGACUCCGUAAGAUGAAGAGAUAAAGCAACAGAAGAGUUGAAAAUGAUAAAAGAUAAUAUAUAACAUGUACCUAAUCCAUAAAUUAAAGUAAGAAUUGAUUGUGCCAUUAUAUAAUAUUUAUUUGUACAUUUUUAGCCUUAGUAUUUACGGAUAAUUAUGCCAGUAUUUAAAAUUAUUAGUUCCCUGUUUUAGGGGGUUGUAAUGCAGAGAGAAGAACAAAAAAAAGAUGAAUAAAUAAGGACUCAGAGCAAAGAGAUUUUGCGGUGCGAAAUAUAUCGAGGUUUUCUCAACGUCAGUCCUCAUUUUUUUGUUGCAGUCGGUCACGUGAUCAUCUCGUGAUCAGCUAUUUCUAGACAAUCAGAUGACCAACAAGUAAGGUGUUGAGGAAACAUCAGAAUAUUAUGUUUCCAGAGUAGGAAGUUAAACUUUUUUAUAAACUAUGAAACCGGUCAACAUUUUGCACAUUGGAUAAAUAUUUCACUCGUCGGUCGCCCAUUUUCUUACUAUUUAUGUUACAAAUUGUAUAAUAUUUAAACAUGUAAAGCGUUAUUUAAAAUAUUGAAGUAUUUAUUGUCAUAUUCUACGGUCAUUCUUAAGUGGAUAAAAAUCUUACACUGACACUUUUUUAGUCACAUUUUAAAGGAUUUUUAAAAAUUUGAACCCUUCAUUUGACAAAGUUGAAUUGCGGCAUCGGUUUUAGUUUUUAAAAUAACGUUUAUCAUUAAAGGAAUAAUAGAGUAAUUGAAUAUUUAACUGCGACGAGGAUUCAUCUAAGUCACACAUCGUCGCACGAAACACAGUUUGACAUUGAUAUGGAAAUCAUGCAUUGGGCGCGCAACC